Prorocentrum cordatum is the source of this 1203-nucleotide messenger RNA. The record is from the annotation of a GenBank genome assembly. NCBI's taxonomy places the organism in Eukaryota, Dinophyceae, Prorocentrales, Prorocentraceae.
CAAGGUUUGGAUUGACCCGGGUCACUAUAUCCCCGAGCGAGGGGGGGAGAGGGAGGGGGGAAGGCGUCUUAGGAGGAGGCUGAUUUUUAGGAGGCGCGGGCCUUGUCUAUGGAUGCAGGGCUGGCGCCUCCUGAGAAGCCCUCCCCCCCUCCCCCUACACCCCUCUGCGCGCCGCCGAGCUGCGAGCAGACAUCUCGACGGGCACAUUUGCCCCCUUGCUCGGGUCCCCGAAGGCCCCCAGAGCGGAGCCGCCCACUGCCAGAGUGGUGCCGCAGAAGGGUGGGGUCGGACACCCUGGUCGGGAGGUGGUGGUCGCAAAAGUCUUCUCAAGAGGAGCGAUCCCUGAGAUCCGACACUGCGACAAAGUUGCGGCGCCGAGAAAAGUCACGACCAGAGUCCCUGACCCCAUCUUCCUGCGGCAUUUUUCGAGCCGGACCGCUCUGUGAUGGUCGCGGGGCCCGAAGCUGGGCGAACAAAAUUCCCGGGUGUGCCAAAGACUGCAACGCCCGGAUCUCGGGGCAAGGGGAGACACUGACCUCUCAAGGUUCGACGCGGGUUGGCGUGUACCACGCGCUGGCGCAGGCGAUGGAGAGGACGGGCAGGGCCGAGACGGCGCUGAGGCUGCAGCGGGUGCAGGAGAAGGCGCUGCGGGAGACGCUCGAGCAGGCGCAGGCGGCGCUCGCCCGCGCGGGCGCCGACCUCGAGAGCGCCCGGGCUCGCAAGCUGGCGGCCCGCGCGGAGUACCAGGAGGAGCUCAAGCGGUGGGAGGCGCACCGGGCGUGCGAGGCUGAGGCGGAGCUCAUCCUGCAGAUGAUGGAAGACGAGGACCUCCGCGAGACGGGGCGCGCCCAGGCGCCCGCCGCCGCCGCCCCGGCGGCCGCCCCAGGCGCGCGGCCGCCGCCGCCGCCGCCGCCGGACACGGUGCCCGAGGGCGAGCCCGCCGCCCCCGACAACUACUACGCCGCCCUCGCGGCCGCGGUCGCCGACGCGGAGGAGGAGGGCGCGGGCUCGGAGGCCCCCGAGGAGGGGGAGCCGCGGCCGCCCAGCCCGGCGGGCGAGCGGGGGGGCAAGCGGCGGAAGCUGGAGGCCGCCCUGGACGAGGAGCUGAGGCUGGUGUGAGCAGGAGGCGCGACGGCGCACGGGCGCGGCGCCGUCGGAGCAAAGGACCGCGGCCGCGCCGGUCCUCGAGCGGCGUCCGCGCGA